UGAUGCAUCCCAUGCUGUUGCUUGGAAUUCUAAUAUUUGCAUACUUUAGUGGUUCUCAACAAUCUGAAAAUGCCUUCUUACAAUACUGGGAAGAGCAUAUUGGUCUUCCACACCCUCCACAUUGGUUAGCUGCAAAGGCUUCUCCAUUAAGCCCCCAACAGACGGCAGCAUUUAUGAAACUUAUGAAGAAAAAUGAAUUAUCUUCUCAUUUGCGUUUGUUUUGUAAGCAGGCUAAUAUUGCUUGUUCUACACAUGCGCUCGCGAAGAAGACAACGGAUAACACAACCCUACCACCAAUAGCUCAAUGGAAUAUUGCCAAAGUGACAUAUGAUUAUCCAAACAAAACACCCUUGUUGGUUGCCAGACAAGGGGGAUUGCCAUAUUUCCGGGAGUCAAUGGUGAAAGAGGGAGGUUUCAUACCUAUCCCUGAUCUAAGAGACCCAAUGUCAUAUAAAUCAUUCUUGCCGCGAUCUUUGGCAUCAAAAAUCCCAUUUUCCUUUCUCCGGAUUAUGGAAUUGAAGAAUCUUUUUGGUGUGGUGGAUGAAUCAAUCAUGGAUGAGUAUAUUCAAGACACCCUCAAGGUAUGUAAGAAGAAUCCCAUUCGAGGUGAGCAGACCACCUGUGCAACUUCCGCCGAGGAUCUCAUUAAUUUUGUUGUCAAGAAAUUAGGGAACCGUGUACGUGUAUGGAGUACUGAGAGCGUCGAAGGAUCUUAUGAGAAUGUCUCAAUUGGAGCUGUGAAACUCAUCCAUGGAAACCUUUCCGAACCGCCAGCCUUGUGUCAUAGUCAGCCAUUUCCAUUUCAAGUCUAUUAUUGCCAUAUUUUACAGAAAGUAAAAGUAUAUGUAGUUGAUAUACAUGCUGAGAAGAAAGUGAAUCAUGCGAUCAUGGCAUGUCACUAUGACACAUCAACUUGGAAUCCAAACCAUCUUGCUUUUAAGCUUUUGGGCUUUGGCCCAGGCCUAAUGGAAGUCUGUCAUUGGAUAAAUGAGAAUGGAGUCAUCUGGACAAAGACUCAAGGUUGAGCAGCAUUUGAAGAUUUGAUUAUCUUCUAGUUCUCUUUUUUU
Messenger RNA from Telopea speciosissima, 1067 nucleotides. Its product is annotated as polygalacturonase non-catalytic subunit AroGP3-like. Lineage: Eukaryota; Viridiplantae; Streptophyta; Magnoliopsida; Proteales; Proteaceae. The transcript has 3 exons. The record is from RefSeq and is a predicted model, not a curated record. The coding region runs from base 3 to 1025 and encodes 340 amino acids.